CAGAAACUGUAAUACCUCAUACCGGAUCUGAAACGUACGACCCGGAUGGAAAAUAAACAUUCGCUUGGCAGAAAGAGAGUGGCGCGAUUUACGGCGCUUAAAUUAUUUAAAUAUUGUCAAACUGAAAUGGUUGAUGUGCUCACUGUAGUAGUUAAGAAACACUGCAUUAUACAUUGUGUUGAGUGAAAAUUCCUAAAUUAGAAAGUUUCUGCAGAGUUAGAGUGUGGAGGAAUGAACAAACUCCUUUAUCAAUCUACUAACAAGGUUUUCAUACUUGUUUUGGUGGUUUGAGUCACAGAUGCUUAAUAUCUACCAACGAAGCGUAUGCAUGUUUAGUAUAUUGAUACACCAUGUGGAAGGAAACAUACGAACGUAAUCUGUUCAUUAGAAGGUGUGGACUCUUGAGUCCCAUGGCAUCUCUUACGUUGAGAUCUAUGACCAACAGUUAGUUGGUAGCUGUUUAAAGAGCAGCUUUUGCGUUAAGGUGUGCAGUGCGUUUCGGGCAACUUUUUCUAAUACAUUUGUUUUCUGGGCGCUGACACAAUGAUGGCUAAACAAGGAUUGAAACAUCAGAAGGUGAUUUCUUCGGGGAGGUUGACGGGCGCUGCUAAGCUGCCAAAUGCUAGAAAGAGUAAUACUGCACGGAAACUGUCCUCUACAUCUGUAGAUUCUGGAUAUUCUCUCUAUUCAACAGAUUCUGAAGAUCAGGUUACAGUUAUACAUAAAGGACUUGACAAAUGUGCAGCUUUGUUGCAAGAUAUUUUGCAGAAUGAAUCCACUGGAGCAAAAUCUGUUCCCCAGAAAACUGUCAGAGAAAUUUCUAUGAAAACGAAACCCAAGAAUGCAGUUACCAAAACAUCAAGUACAAAAAGAAAAGUCAGUAGGAAAAAUAUAUCUGUUUCAGAUGGACAGAAAGAAAGAGGGUUAAAAGUGGCACCUUCAUCAGUGGUGAAAGAAAAAAGUUCCCCCACCUCCAGAGAAGCUCUGCCUGUUAAUGCAGUCUGUGUUCCACAUGGCCAUGCCUCACCAAUGUCUUGCUAUGGUCUUUCAGAGCCUGUCCAAACACAGAUGGCAUUUAUAAAUGGGCAGCUUCCAGUGAUCAGUGUUGAUCAUUCUAAGACCUGCUGCACUGCUCCAGAACAUGGUUCCCAGCCUCAGUCUACUACUGUAUUUAAUGAUCGUUUGCCUACUUCUACACCUUCACUUUCUCCUCAGCAUCCUACAAAUCCAGUUUCUCUUCAGAUGAUUAUACCCACUGGCCUUUGUACUCAAUGUACUACUCAUACAGGAGAUGGAGUUAAAGAUGUACCACCCUCUUCUGCUCCUGCCAUAUCCGUUCCUUCUUCAUUAACCGGCACAGCAAUCCCUGCAGUGAUGACGUUUACCACAGCCACACCACCAAGUGCUUCAGCAGAAUUAAGGCAAGCAGCAAGUAAUCAACAAUUUAGAGAGCAGGAGCUGUUGAAAUACAUACAGCAGCACCUGAAUCAGCUGCAACAGGGUGAUGCUGAAAGGCAGAAAGCAGCUUUUGCUAGCCCAAGGAAGAUCAAGACACAUAAAGAGAUUGUAGAAUCUGAUGGCAUGUCUAGUGCUGCGCACUGUGAGACCACAAGUGAGGAAGAUGAGAAUGCAACUGAUGAAGUGCCAGUAAGAGACACUAGUUGCCAGACUAGUUUUGAAAGCUGUAAGUUGAUGAAACUGAAAAAGACAAGCCCUGAAAAAACUGCUCAAAAGGUUCGAACUAUUAGGUAUUUGCUAGGAGAAUUGAAGGCACUUGCAACAGAUCAAGAUGAUUCAGAAGUUAUAAGACUAAUAAAUGAGCUAGAGGAGAGUGUCGGUCUUUUGCCAGCAGUAGUUGGUAGCACAAAUGUUCAAGCUGAAAUUGCACUUGCUUUGCAACCCUUGCGAAGUGAAAAUGCACACUUGAGAAGAAGAUUGAGGAUAUUGAACCAACAGCUCCGGGAGCGAGAGAGAAUGGAGAAGGACUCUCGAUUCUCAGAUUGCAACUUUGAAUUGCUGUCUGUACAGUCUAUGAAUAUGACGCUGCAGACCCAGCUGACAGAGUCUCAGAAGAAUAUUGAGUUGCUACAAGAAAAGAAUGGAGAACUCCUUAGUCUGAUCAGUGAACAGAAAGAAGAAAAUAAACACCUUUUAAACCUUAUCCAAGAGAAGGAACAAGACAUGCUUCAAAACAAGCAGAGAUGGGAAAUAGAUAUAUCAAAAGUUAAGGCAGAAUUGGAUGACUCCUUAGUCAAACUGAAGGGCUUCCAGCUUAGGUUAGAAGCCACAGAAAAGGAAAACCAUAUUUUGGGUAUAACAUUACGACAGCGUGACGCAGAAGUAAACAGACUGCGGGAGCUUACUAGCACCUUGCAGAGCAGCAUGGCUAAACUUUUAUCUGAUCUGAGUAUGGAUAAGAAAACAUACAAAUCAGGAUCAAGUCUUACAAGAUCUGUUCUAGAUAUGCAUGAGAAGAGCCUCAAAAAAUAUCCAGAGCUGGAUCCUGUCAGUAACUCUGUAGCCAGUUAUUUAAAAAAUUUGGAAAUUGAACCUGGUCAGAGAACUUCAAGCUCUUUAUCUAUAAAGAGAAAUGAAGAUGUAGAAGGAGAUGUGCCUUUUCAGUAUUUGAAUAAAUCCGGACCACCUGAUGAAAUAUAUCCAGCCAGUACCUUUGUUCCUCAAAAAAAGUUAUCUCCAAGAACUGACCGCGUGUUUUUGGCACGGAGUAUAGACACUCAGAGUGACAUUUGUAACUUUUUGAGAGAGGGCUACCAACCAGAUGAGACAAUUUAUAUCCCACUGAUUCAGAGUAACUCCAAAAAACAGACUGGGUCGUUGGAAAGAGAGACUUGUACACCUCCUCGGAUCAGUAAAGCUUCAAAGAGGCUAAACUACAGUAAGGUUGCUGAUUCAGCGCAGCAUAAUUGUUCUGUGGAUGCUGUUCAGUAUGGAGAAGAGACCGAUUCAGAAAAGGUGGAAGACGACAAGUUAUUUUUUAAACCUGCUCCUGCAGAAAAUCUAUCACAUGCUUUAUUAAAAAGCUUUACCAAAAAUGUUUUACCUGCAAGUUCUGUUGACUCUCUAAAGGAAUCAACAGUUAAUGCCCCCGAAAAACAAAAAGAGCUACAUUCCCUAGAACACUUGUUUUCCUCUGUGCCUCAUAAGAUGGAAGAGAUGCAGAAAAUCAGUUGUAGAAAUCCAGGAAACGCAUGUGAUAUUUCUGUCUCUGACUGCCGAUCUGCGAUGUGUGACUGGAGCAUGUCAUCACUGUCAACAUUUAACUCGCAUGAUGAGCAGGACUUUAAAACAGGUUUGGCAGCUUUAGAUGCGAGUAUUGCCAGGGUACAGCAGACUUUGCGUGCUGAACUUAUGAAAAAAUGACCUCUCUUUAACAACACUAAUAUUAAUUCAAAGAAAAGUAUUUCACUGUUCUAAUUGUAUCCUUAAGAGAUUCCAGAAGCUCUUUUGUUACAGUCUUGUUUUCAUAUUUUUAUUUUGGUAUUAUAAUAUUUUAUAUAGUAUUGUUUAAAUUAUUUAUGAAAUGGAAGAAUAUAAUCAUGGUAUUUUCAUCAAUUUUAAUAAAUUACUGAAUUUUUUUA
Messenger RNA from Protopterus annectens (West African lungfish), 3599 nucleotides. It is a transcript of the gene CCDC14, whose product is annotated as coiled-coil domain containing 14. Bases 544 to 3381 code for a protein of 945 amino acids. NCBI's taxonomy places the organism in Eukaryota, Metazoa, Chordata, Ceratodontiformes, Protopteridae. Gene Ontology annotation, cellular component: centriolar satellite. Gene Ontology annotation, biological process: protein localization to centrosome. The transcript has 13 exons. The record is from RefSeq and is a predicted model, not a curated record.